GCCGCCGUAGAUUACAAAUAGGGCCUUGUCCGAGAAGUGCCGGAGGCUGCCUUUGACGCUGUCCCGUAUAUCAGACGCCUAGUUCUGCGCCGAGUUGUGCGGGCCUGCGAGACGAUCUGUUUUAUUUAUGUAUUAUUAUUUUUUUUUUUUUUCGCCAUCGCCUGCCGUCUUCCCCACCGUCUUCCCCCCGCCCUUGUCCCGAGUAAGAAGCGAGACAGGUAGCUGUUGUGAUAAUACUUAAAACAUAAUAACCUGAGCGACGUUUUCGAUCCCGGCCUCUAUUUUAUCACAUACACAACUGCGCCAGUACGCGCAGGACUCGUGCCCACCAUGCCGCGCACUCUGACCAUCAAGAAGGUCGAUGGCAAGCCUGGCCAGGUGUACUACCCCCUCCAGCUCAACGAGGUGCCCCGUCCCGUGCCGGGGCCUAAGGAGGUCCUCGUGCGGCUGCACGCCGCGGCUCUGAACCACCGGGACCUCUUCAUCCGGCAGCAGCUGUACCCGGGGAUCUCGUUCGAGCAGCCGCUGCUCGCCGACGGCGUCGGCACCGUCGUCGAGGCCGGCGCCGACGUCGACCCGGCCGUCGCCCGGUCCCUGCUGCGCGCCCGCGUCCUGCUGACCCCGAGCCGCGGCUGGGCCGCCGACCCGCGCGGGCCCGAGGACCCCAACCCCGCCAGCUUCAGCGUCGUCGGCGGCUCCGCCCUCCUGCCCCCCGGCUCCGGCACCGCCCAGGACUACGCCCUCCUCGACCCCGCCGAGCUCGAGCCCGCCCCGCCCCACCUCACCGCCGCCGAGGCCGCCGCCCUCCCCCUCGUCGGCCUCACCGCCUGGCGCGCCCUCGUCACCAAGGGCCUCGGCGCCCCCGACGCCGACGCUGCUGCCGCCGCCGCCGACGGCAUCAACGUCCUCGUCACCGGCAUCGGAGGCGGCGUCGCCCUCUCCGCCCUCCAGUUCGCCGUCGCCUUGGGCGCCCGCGUCUUCGUCACCUCGGGCGACCCCGCGAAGCUCGAGCGCGCCCGCCGCGAGCUCGGCGCCGCCGGCGGCGUGUCCUACCGCGACGCCGCCUGGGAUAAGCAGUUGGCCGCGCAGCUGCCCGCGUCCCGCCCCUACCUCGACCUCGUCAUCGACGGCGCCGGAGGGGACGUCGUGUCGCGCGCCGUGCGACUGCUGCGCCCCGGCGGCGUCAUCUCCGUCUACGGCAUGACCGUCGCCCCCAAGAUGGACUGGACCAUGCAGGCUGUCCUCCGCAACGUCGACCUCCGCGGCAGCACCAUGGGCUCCCGCGCCGAGUUCCGGGCCAUGGUCGACUUCGUCCGCCGCCACACCAUCCACCCUAUCGUCAGCCGCGUUGUCCGCGGCCUCGAUGACAUCGCCGCCAUCGACGGCCUCUUCGAAGACAUCCGCGCCGGCAGGCAGUUCGGCAAGCUCGUCAUUGAGAUCUCGCCCGAGGGCGAGGACAGCGCCAAGUUGUGAUGACGAGGGAGACCGCAGACAAUGAUGUGCGUGCUUCAUCCAUUCACCUAGGGGGUUUGCGUAACCUAUAGUAGCAUCACGUAGGAAGGCUUGUUUCGGGGCUGUGAGGGCAUAAGAGACGUACAUCCUUGCCACCCUAGUUCAUUAGAUAGAAAUCACGACAUUUCGUCGUGUAGAACAGGCACAGAACAAUAUAACCCGUCGUCGUAC
Durotheca rogersii is the source of this 1683-nucleotide messenger RNA. RefSeq names its product oxidoreductase. Bases 331 to 1473 code for a protein of 380 amino acids. The record is from RefSeq and is a predicted model, not a curated record. Gene Ontology annotation, molecular function: oxidoreductase activity. NCBI's taxonomy places the organism in Eukaryota, Fungi, Ascomycota, Sordariomycetes, Xylariales, Xylariaceae. The transcript has 2 exons.